AUGGCCGGCUCUACAGCAGAGGAGAAAACCUUCCGACGGUUCCUGGAGCUCUUCCUCCGGGAGAUGAGGAUGCCUCUGCAGGAGAGCGACCCUCCACCGAUGCGUCCAUUGUCGGACCUGGUGACCGAGGACGAGGUGGAGGGGGAAUGCCUCGACCUGUGUCUGCAGCACCUCUAUAAAUAUAACUGUCCCUGCUCCCUGGCUGCAGCGCUGGCCCGAGCCACAGCAGACAGCCUCCUGCAGACGGACCUCACCAUCCACCACCUCAAUAAGGCCGUGGAAGAUGGAGCUGACCCGUUACCACAGAUGGAGUCCGUGAAGCUGGCCUGGCUGGUGUUUAACAGACUGUUUGAGAUGUGCUGCAUCUGGCUGAAGGAGCUUCCUUACCGCCGCCGUCCUCAGCCGUACUACGAAACCUCCAUCCACGCCAUCAAGAACAUGAGGCGCAAGAUGGAGGACAAGCACGUCAUCAUCCCCGACUUCAACACGCUCUUCAACAUUCAGGAUCAAGAGGAACAGGCUUACUUUGCUGUGUUUGACGGCCACGGCGGCGUGGACGCGGCCAUUUAUGCUGCCAACCACCUCCACGUCAACUUGGUCCAACAGGAAUGCUUCAACCAGGACCCCAUCGAGGCGCUCUGCAGAGCCUUCAAAGUCACCGACGAGCGCUUUGUGAAGAAGGCCUCACGAGAGCACCUGCGUUGCGGUACGACAGGUGUGGUGACGUUCCUGCGGGGUCGGACGUUGUACGUGGCCUGGCUGGGAGACUCCCAGGUCAUUCUGGUCAGAAAGGGAGAAGCGGUGGAGCUGAUGAAACCACACAAACCAGACAGAGAGGAUGAGAAGCAGAGGAUCGAGGCUCUGGGAGGCUGCGUGAUCUGGUUUGGCACAUGGAGGGUUAACGGCAGUCUGUCUGUGUCCAGAGCAAUAGGCGACUCGGAGCACAAGCCGUACAUCUGUGGUGAUGCAGACCACGAUAUCUUCCCAUUGGACGGUUCAGAAGACUACCUGAUCCUGGCCUGCGAUGGAUUCUGGGACACGGUGACUCCAGACGAGGCGGUGCACGUCGUCAGCGACCACCUGGAGGAGAACACCGGAGACACCACCAUGGUGGCCCACAAGCUGGUGGCCUCGGCACGUGACGCGGGCUCCAGUGACAACAUCACCGUCAUAGUGGUCUUCCUGCGGGACCCACGCUCGCCGCCACCCACCGGUGCUGAGGAUGAGGAGGAGGGCGCGGCGGAUGAGGAGGCAGGCGAUGAGGAGGUCACGGAGGUGGAGGAGGAGGAACCGGAAGAGGAUGAUGAAGACGAGGCGGGCAGGACGAAGCGCAACGGCGGCGAGGGGGGCAGCACUGCGGACAACGGGGGAAGCCGCGGCGGAUGGCCCCUGCAGCAGUGCUCUGCCCCCGCUGACCUCGGCUACGAAGACCGGACGGACUCGUUCACGGACAGAACUAGCCUCGACCUGAUGGUGCCGUCGCUGGAGGGCCGCAUCUCCCUGAUCUCACGGCAACCCUGCUCCGAUUUCGUCGCAGCAUCCCGCAUCUAUCGAGAAGAUCGCCCCAUGCGGCGAAGGUCAUGUAUCCCCUUUCAGGAGCCCGGCGUCUCUAGCUUCACGGACCCGCUGUGGCCCCAGACGGCCACGCUGUUGGGCCAGGCAGUGAGGCAAAGCCAGAGGCCCGGUUACGGUGGUCGCCGACGGGUUCGGAGGAGGCCAGGCGCAUCCAAGCAGCUGCUAGGCCUGCUACCGUCCGGCCACCUGCUGCCGCACACGGAGCGCCACUCCAACCAGAGGCCCGGGGUGGCGACGCCUCACCUGCCCCACGGUACCACCAUCUGA
This is a messenger RNA of Anoplopoma fimbria (sablefish), 1842 nucleotides long. RefSeq names its product protein phosphatase, Mg2+/Mn2+ dependent, 1E (gene ppm1e). Lineage: Eukaryota; Metazoa; Chordata; Actinopteri; Perciformes; Anoplopomatidae. The record is from RefSeq and is a predicted model, not a curated record. Gene Ontology annotation, molecular function: cation binding; protein serine/threonine phosphatase activity. Gene Ontology annotation, biological process: protein dephosphorylation; negative regulation of protein kinase activity.